Messenger RNA from Cladophialophora immunda, 1224 nucleotides. RefSeq lists its product as uncharacterized. The coding region runs from base 249 to 1097 and encodes 282 amino acids. The record is from RefSeq and is a predicted model, not a curated record. NCBI's taxonomy places the organism in Eukaryota, Fungi, Ascomycota, Eurotiomycetes, Chaetothyriales, Herpotrichiellaceae. Gene Ontology annotation, cellular component: membrane; COG complex. Gene Ontology annotation, biological process: Golgi organization; intra-Golgi vesicle-mediated transport; protein transport. The transcript is spliced from 2 exons.
CCUCCACAACUCCCGCCAAUUGCACAUGUGUCUUUGACAGUGAACUUCCCCUUCAUAUGUGGAAGUAACUGCGCACAAAAGGACGAGUGUCGACUGCCAUAGCCAAUCUCGUCGACAGGCUCCCAGCCGCGCUUCUGCGAGGUCUUUUAUCCUCGUGACCUUACGCUCGACAAACCACACAACAUGAGGGAAUCCAGCUGAAGAAUGGCAAACACGAAGACGGUGCCUAGCAUUCCAAGACAGUCAGAAUGAGCAAUCGCUUCUAUUUUGGCGGCUCUGACUCUGGCUCGGAUGUUGAUGACAACGAUGCCUCACUUCCCUUCCCCAAGCCAUUAGAGCGCUCGACAUUCCUGGCACCAGACUUUGAUGCUGCAGCCUUCUUGUCCAGCCUGUCGAAUCGAUUUCAGACGCUUGAAGACUUGCAGACAGAGCUGCGCGAAUUGAGCCAGAUCCUCAACAAAGAGCUCGUCGAUCUCGUCAAUGACAAUUAUCAGGAUUUCCUAUUGUUGGGAAGUACGCUGUAUGGCGGCGAAGAGAAGAUCGAGGAUAUCCGACUAGGGCUACUGGGGUUUGAAAGGGAUGUUAAAGCAGUCAGAGAUAAAGUUGACGCACGAAGGAACGAGGUAGCAGAAUUGUUGAGGCAGAAAAAGGCUCUGCGACAAGAAACAAGCGUUGGACAGGCACUACUCGAGAUUGCGGAACGUUUAGAUCUGCUAGAAGAGAAGCUCGAAAUCUCGACACCAUCCACUAAGCAGCCCGCAACCAAGGUCAAAGACCAACCCAGGGACGACGGCGGUGAGCUUUGGGAUGACGAGUGGGUCGAAGAGACGACUACCAACGAUAUUGACGAGGAACUCGACUCGGUUGAGGUUGAUGGCGUCCCUCCCAGACUGAAGCGAAGGACUGAGGAAUUCCUGAUCUUGAAGCACCUGGCGAGCAAACACAGUCCGCAGCACCCCUUCCUCCUGGCCCAAGAAGGGCGAAUGCGCACGAUCCAAGAGAUCUUGCUUUCUGAUCUCGAAAUGACCAUCAAACAGGAAACUGAGAUCAAGAACAAACAAAAUUUGCUGCAAAUACGGGGGGCAAUUGCAGAGUGAUGUUUCUCCGACUGGGUUCUUGCUGUAGAGGGACAACUCUAUUUCCAUUUUUGCUACCUGUACGCCGAGGCUGAGCGACAUAUACCCCCAGUAUAGUACACUGAAGAAUCGAAAAGCUCUUUCAAAC